Molecule: messenger RNA, 1332 nt
Organism: Phaeoacremonium minimum UCRPA7
Lineage: Eukaryota; Fungi; Ascomycota; Sordariomycetes; Togniniales; Togniniaceae
Product: putative cellulose-binding protein
Exons: 2
Coding region: 1-1332 (443 amino acids)
Molecular function (GO): hydrolase activity, hydrolyzing N-glycosyl compounds
Source: RefSeq, a predicted model, not a curated record
AUGAAGACCAAGGUCUGUCCUCAGGACAUGGAGAAGAUCAUUGAUGCCUAUGCUGGCGCAGUCGACAACCUGAACAAGCAUGCUCACCCGGACUCACAAUAUGCAUCAGCUCAAACACUGAAGGGUCUCAUUCGAUCAGGUCCACCGGUCUAUGGCUUCGCUGCCGUUGGAGAUGAUAUACCCCUGAGCGAGGGCGGCAAACUCCUUCUUGAGCGGAUAGAAGCCCCCUCCACUCAACCCUUAUGGCUUCUCUGCUGGGGUGGAACGAAUGUUCUUGCACAAGUUCUUCUCAAGAUCCGGAACACUUACUCACCGAGCGACGCGGCAGCAUUACGGGCUAAGCUGCGAGUGUACACCAUCUCAGACCAAGACGACACAGCUAUCUGGAUCAGGACACAAUUUCCUGAUAUCUUCUACAUUUCAUCGAUUCACGGUUGGAACAAUUAUGGUAUGGCCGCAUGGACUGGCAUAUCUGGCGAUCAAUUCUACCAAUUCGACCAGGGCGGUCCGGAUUUUUCGAAAAUGACCAAGGAAUGGAUCAAGGAGAAUAUCCAAAUCGGGCCCCUUGGCUCGGCAUACCCAGACUAUAUGUUUAUUCCAGAGGGUGACACGCCAACCUUCCUCUACCUAAUACAGAACGGCUUAGGUGUCCCAGAGCAGCCAGACGCUGGUUCCUGGGGUGGACGAUAUAAGCUCACGGACAUCAGCGGCGCCGGCCAGAAGUCGGGACACUAUUCUGAUGCCGUAGACCAUGUUGUCGGCAAGGAUGGAAAGACGUACGUUUCAAACCAGGCUACUAUCUGGCGUUGGAGGGAUGCUUUUCAGAACGACUUUGCUGCACGCAUCCAAUGGACCCUUACUCCGGAUCUCGCCAAGGUAAACCACCAUCCGAUCAUCUCCAUUGAUGGGAAUGUUGGUACAGAGCCAGUAGCCGUUCGGGCAGAGGCCGGCUCCGUCAUCACCUUUGACGCCAGCGAGACGUACGACCCGGACCAAGGUGACAAGUUGACAUUUAAGUGGUGGCAUUAUCGUGAGCCCAGUGCUACUCAGUGGGCAGUUCAAUUCGAAGUGGCGCCUCUAGAGAUCGAGAACCUAGAUACUGAAGGUAGAAAGGUGCAGGUGAAGAUUCCCGGGCCAGACAAAUGCUGCGUGGAGCUCAUCAGUAGGAAAGCUGUGGAGGAGGGUCAGGUGCUACAUUUGAUUCUCGAGGUCACAGAUAAUGGCACACCUUCUCUCACGAGUUACCGGAGGAUCAUGAUACAGACCACAAAUAAAGAUUUGCGUGGAGGAGGCCAAGGGGCCGAUGCAAUUGGGGACUUGCUGAAGACCUGA